Eupeodes corollae is the source of this 3336-nucleotide messenger RNA. RefSeq names its product colorectal mutant cancer protein. Lineage: Eukaryota; Metazoa; Arthropoda; Insecta; Diptera; Syrphidae. The transcript is spliced from 9 exons. The record is from RefSeq and is a predicted model, not a curated record. Bases 518 to 2965 code for a protein of 815 amino acids.
CAGCCAAAUAAAUCUUAAUCGAGCGCCGUGAUAGUUUUCCUUAUUUAUUAGAUUUUCUCCAAUUUCCCUUUCAAUUUUCCAACCAAAAUAUGUGAAACUAAACUAUUAAAAAAACAAGCCUAACGUGAAGAUGAAAAAUAUAACAUCCAAUUCAUAAAUAAAACCCGCAAGCAGACGAAUUUUCUUGGGCGUACUCCGCGAGACGCGACACUCAAAAAAAAUAUAUUUCAGCAGCCAUGAAAAUGUAAACAUUUGUCGGAUUAACCCUCCUCUUAGUAUGUCCCAGCUGCCUCUCAUCCGCAUCCAAUAAAUUAAAUAGCCAAACGGAAUAAAGGCUAAUGUGAAUAUUGAAAGUUCUUUCAAAGUUCAAAGCAAGAAAAUGCCUUUAUUUGGUAAAAAUUUAAUCAAAUUUACAGACAGUGGCUAUUAAAUUGUCGAAGGUAUCGAUAGAUGAAGCUCUAGGUACGGCAGUUGGUGUGGUGUGGUGUGUGGAUGUGAAUAAAAAUUAAAAGAAAACAUGGAAAUGUGUGCAAAUAUUGGUGCCGGGGGUGGUGGUGUGGGAAGUGGGAAUGGAAAAGUUAACAAUCCACCCAAAUGCAUGGUCAUAAGUAAUCUAAGCAGUGGAGAUCACAAUCAAGAGGUUUUCAAAAAUUUCAAAGACCAUGGUUACAUUUUCGGAAGCACCUCACCUCGUGGGAUGUCUACAUCGGAUUAUAUGGGAGGUGGGGGUGUUGUGGCAGACAGCAGAGGCUUUCUUCAGAAGGAUAACAAUGAAAGCGACAACAAUAUCAGCUCUUGUUCAACUUUAGACAUUGUCAAUAAGGUGGAGAACUUAUCUAUUCUUGAGCUGGAAACACAACUUAAAGAACUGUCACAAAAGCUGCAAAAAUCAGAAAAGUGCCGUGAUGAUUAUAAACGAAAAUUGGACGAAGCCACCGAGGACAAGGAACGAUGCUAUCGGCGACUGGAAGUGAUAAGUGCCGCCCACGAAAGUCGCAUAACUGAAAUGCACUGUGUGAUCGCAGAACUGAGUAAAAAAUUGAGAGCAAAGCAGGAAAACACAAUUAUGGAAGAGAAUGAGCCUGAUGGCAGUGAAAUAAGUUAUCAAGAGGGUUCUGUCUACAAUUCGGAACUGAAUCUCACCAAUCCCGAUGCGGAAUGUCAAACGGAUCCACUCGAUGCCGAGUACUCAAUUGAUGAGGAUCAAAAAAUACUAAACGAUGCAGUUGCAAAGACUCAACUUGAAGAUCUCCAAGAAGAAGUUCUUCAUUUGAAAGCCCAAAUUGCACUGCUUCAAUCACAAAUCGCCAAUCCUCCUCAAAGUAAUACAUUGGUGCACGGGGAUCCAGAACUCGAUGACAACCAGGACGGUUUUGUGUCCUACAACAAUGAACAUGACAAAGCAUCAGAUGAUAAUUUUAAACGCCGGAGCAUAAAGAAGUUAAACACAAGCAUCUAUGAUAAUGAGUUUUAUAAGACUGAAGAUGAUGAGAACGACUACCACUCGAAGGACAUGCUUGCCGCUAUUAAUAAUUUACACUCAAAAGAACUGUAUAUGGAAUCGCUUGAUGAUCGAAAUUUGUGCUUGGGAAAGAGCAGUUCUAAUACAAAAUAUGUCCCCGCUAAUAAUGCCUUUGUAGAAAGAGAAAAAUACCAACGUCAAAUAAAAAACACAAGCAGUGAUGCUCCAAUACCUAAAAUGGCAGAACGUGUAAAACUGCGCAAAACAAACGAUGAUCAGAAUAUAACAGCAACUGAUUUCAUUAAAACUGGGAUUAACAACACUGAAAUAGUGGAGCACUUAGUAUCGGAUUUGAUUCAAAGCAACAACAUGAUGGACAGUUUCAUCGAAGCCUCGCAACUUGACACUGAAUUUCAAAGACUGCAGCGGAGAAUAGAACAUUUGAAAGUUAGGAACUCCGUAUUGGCAUUGACCCUGGAAGAAUGCAAGGAACACUGUGAUCAUCUAUAUCUUCUUUGUGGGAAAUAUGAGUCGAAUGCGAUAGCUUUACAGUCAGCAGUGAAUUGUAGUGAUCGUGCCAUUGAAGCCUAUGAUGUUAUGUUGGCACUGCUUGAGAGCAAGAUGGCUCUACUCAAAGAAAGUUCCACUGCAGCAGAGGACAGUAGAAGAUCUGUAGAAGCAGUUGCAAGACACUUACUAGACCGCCUUGAAAGUGAGAAAAACCUCUGCGAAAACAGCUUAGGUCCAUGGCAAAAUACAUUUUGUAUAUCUGAUAAACCGUUUGAACCCUGGACACCAGAUGACGAUAACCGCCUUAGAAACCACGUUUCCAAAUUGAAAGGCCGUCGGUCGACGGUUCAAAACACCAUAGUUAACUUGGAAUCACCAUUUAGCACAUUCUACGAAAAAUCACGCAUGGCUUUGGAAAGCAGCAAAGAAGUUAAACAAGAAAAAGGCACUCAGCUGGAUCUGGAGAUGGCCGUACUCAUGCAAGAGAUGCUAAAUUUACGCGAAGAAAAUAUCGGACUAAAACAAAGGCGUGAUGAAGCGGAUCGUGAACGACAGACGGCUUUGGAGAAAAUAUGUGUCUUGCAAGAAGCCUUUCAGCAGCUACAAACCCAGCUAUCCGACUCUGAUGCUCUGUUUAAUCUACAUGCAGCAGACAGAUCGUCCUUUUCCGAGGCUGAUCAUGCAGCUCUGACCGAACGCCAACUAGUUGAAGCCCUCACCCGAGAGUCCGAACUCAAAAUAAGAAUACAGUCACUGUUAGGUUCGGUCUCUGCAACACAAAAGAACUCCGAUGAGAAGUACGAACAAGUACAAAACAACAUUAAGGAAUUGCAAAAAAUGAACUUGAAUCUAUCACACUCCUUGGAACAAACAAAAAGAAAGUACCAAUUGAAAAUACGCAAACUAGAACAGAAAAUUCUCGAAAUGAGCAUCGAAUUGGGACAAAACCAGCGAAUGAUUACACACGACAAUGUUCCUGAGACGACCUUGUAGGCGCUGCCUUAACCCAUAUCCAAAGAUUUAAAUAUUCUUAAUUGCUUUUUUGUGUGUGUUUUCUAAACAAAACAAAAACAAAAUACAAGUUACAUGCAUUUCUAACGUGUUAAGUUCACUAAUAUGGCCUAUAAAUAAAAAUAUUUUAAAAUUAUAAUAAUAAUCAUGCGCAUGAUGCAAAUGAAUGAGCAAAUGAAUAGAGUACGCUUUUUUCUAUUUCAAAUAGAAAACCAAAUCACAUCUUUAAAACAGCAAAUAAUUAUUAAAAUAUUUAGUAUAUAGUAGUUAUGUAAUGAGAUUUUUUCUUGGCGCUAAGCUUUAGAAAUAAGAAAUUAAGAUUCGUAUAUAUUAUUAUAAAAACUAAAAACAAA